Molecule: messenger RNA, 1389 nt
Organism: Coccidioides posadasii C735 delta SOWgp
Lineage: Eukaryota; Fungi; Ascomycota; Eurotiomycetes; Onygenales; Onygenaceae
Source: RefSeq, a predicted model, not a curated record
AUGGCGAAGUCACUCGAUGAUUCCGAUGGUUCAGGGACACUGGGGGUUAACCCUCCAUUCAGCUUUGGCACAGGUAGCGAUAGCGGCUUCGCCAUACUUUUCGAAUUGGCGGCCCUGAUCCCUCUAGUCACCUAUCUUGCGAGGCCGCAAGAAGGCCACCGAUUUGUUGGAAUGGCGUCAUUGUCCGGCCGUCUCCAAAUCGGCCUCUUUCCAAAAUUGCAUGUCCUCGCGACCGUUGCUCGGCUCCUUAAAGAAGGACCGAAUUUUCUGGACGAAGCAUGUUCGAUUGGAGAGUUGCGUCGUGAAGUAUGGGACGCAAACUGGGGCUCUGUGUUUCCCUGUGCGAACGGUGCGGCAAGCAGUAUGAUCGCAGCGUAUAGCGUCCGUCAGGCCAAGACUAUCGCCAUGCCCGAGACGGUGGUCGCCAAAACCCCUAAUACUACCAAGCGCGGUGUGGGAAAUAUUGCUAUAACACCUUCCAGCACAUCCCCCUUUCGGCGGUAUCAGACUCUGCAUGUCCUACGCUUCUCUCGAGAGGAGGGCCCGGGUCAUCCGCAUCGAGCAAAGACCAUCACCGUCCUACAAGACGUUGUUGUCGAAGUCAUCCUGUUGGGCAUGCUUGCCGGCGCCACAGCGUUUUGCUCUUUGUUUGGGAUGUAUGGGACUGCAGGUUCCAUCAUCGUCGCCUUCCUGCUACGCAUCUGCCGCCGGCUUGUCAUAAUCAAACGCGCACCACACUAUCUUCAAGACAACGAGGGCCAAAGGAUGGAUGCGUGCAUGCUCAGCGCGAUCCACCAGAAUGCGUCUACGUGGUACCUGUACGUCGGAGAUAGAGGCAUUGUUGAUAAUCUCUUGAACAAAUCCAUGAUACAAUCUAUCACCACUAUCUUUGGUGACGGUGGCGUCAUGACACUUGCAUUCCUUCUGCAGUUCCUCUCAUUUCUGCAACUUGCCUGCAUGACGUUUGUCGCUGCUCAGAAGGGAUGGGAUGGGGUCGGACUUCUUGUUUUCAUCUUUGUCUCAUGGUUCUUUGAAGAGAUGGUCUGUUGCAGCCACAGUGGCCUUGCCAAGCGGUGGUUGAAGAAGAACCGCAUCAAAGUGGAGCCACGGACGUUUGUAUUCAGCGGGCGGGUGGCGAUGAUGGGUGCAAUCCAGGUGUUCAAAUGCAACCCACAGAUGAGCUGGAUGGAUGGGAUCAUACAGCCCUGCCCGCGGCGGAAUGUCCUCAUGCAAGGCCUGUGCGGUUAUCAAGAUGCAUACUGCCAGGGUCUUGCAGAACUUGACAUGUAUGACCAGAAAUGGGUUGAACAGUUUAUGUCUUUAUGUCAACAAGCAGGAGACAUUAUGCAUCAGGAAUUUACAAAUGCACAGAAUGUAAUUAGAUGCUGA